Messenger RNA from Periophthalmus magnuspinnatus, 4353 nucleotides. RefSeq names its product cholesterol 25-hydroxylase like 3 (gene ch25hl3). Lineage: Eukaryota; Metazoa; Chordata; Actinopteri; Gobiiformes; Gobiidae. The record is from RefSeq and is a predicted model, not a curated record. The coding region runs from base 43 to 903 and encodes 286 amino acids. Gene Ontology annotation, molecular function: C-4 methylsterol oxidase activity; steroid hydroxylase activity; iron ion binding. The transcript is spliced from 2 exons. Gene Ontology annotation, biological process: cholesterol metabolic process; sterol biosynthetic process.
AGAGAGGGGCGUCCAGUGCAUCACCGGGAGACUUUUUGUGUAAUGACUUUGAUCAAAGUCAACUUUAUCACUACAGACACAGGACUGUACCGGAGAUGCUCUGAAGCCGUGAUGAUCGCGCCGACUCCAGCACACGGACAGUGUUUACUUCAAGGGCUGUGGGACUUUGUGAGAGCCGGUCAGGAGGAGAUCCUUUUGUCCUAUUACCUGCCCGCGUGCAGUGCGUUUAUCACGCACGUACUCCUGUGCGUGCCCUUCUUUAUUAUGGACUUAUUGCUGUGCGUCAGUCCUCAGAUCCGCUCGUGGAGAAUCGCUCCGGACUCAGCGCCAGUGCCGAGCGCGCGCUGCUGGAUGGAGUGUUUGGGGAGGCUGGCGCUCCGGUACCUGACAGUGGUGCUCCCCGCCACCGUGCUCCUCAAAUGCGCCUUAAAGACCCCCGUGUUACCGGAGAGAGCACCGUCCUGCUACCAGCUCUGGGUGGAGGUGCUCGCGUGCUUUCUGCUGUUUGACGCGCUCUUCUUCGCCUGGCACUUCUCCAUGCACAGAUUCCCUUGGCUCUACCGGCACGUGCACCGCGAACACCACAAGAACAAAGCCCUGAUCGCCCUGGCCGCUCAAGAUGCCAGCGGGGCGGAGCUUCUGUCCCUGCUCUUCCUGGCCCUCAUUAGCACCUGGUUGGUGGGGUGCCAUCCUCUGAGUGAAGCCCUCUUCCAUCUCCUCAACAGCUGGUUGGCCAUAGAGGACCACUGUGGGUACAACCUGCCAUGGGGCCUGCACCGACUUUUCCCCAGUUUUGGUCUAGGGGGCGCUCCAUUUCAUCAGCUGCACCAUACCAAACUAAGUGGGAACUACGCCCCCUAUUUUACUCACUGGGAUCUACUUUUUCGAACUUACAGAGAGUGAGCUACAGCUGGUCCAGGGCUGGAAGAUUUUAAGAGCGAUACAAAUUUCCAAGCCAGUGAAAAUAAGCUUUAAUACAUAGAAAAUUGUUAUCUUGUAAUCACUGGAUCCAUCCAUCUUGGGUGGCGUUUGGUUAGGACUUGGAUGGGAGACAACGUUUAACUACCAAGUGGCGUAAUGGGGCAGCAGUGGCUCUAGGGUGAAGUGUUGCAGUCUUUCGGCAAAACACUGCCUAGAAAAAAUGUGGCGCGUGAGUCUUGGUGGUGGUUGGGGGGUUAUGGUCAAGAUCGGCAACCUCCCUUCUGUCAGCCUGUCCCAAAGCAGCUGUGGAUACAAUAGUGCUUAACCACCACUGAUGAAUGGAUUAUGACAUUUUAAAAUAACUGAGCGUCUGGAAAAGGGCUUUAUAAAACAAAUGCAUUAUUAUUAAUAUGAAUGUACAACCUUGCCAGUAAGAUGCAGCUAAAACUCUUCUGCAGGGACUUCUCUCUUGAUUGUUGUGACUCUCUCAGGCAUGGCAGAGGCUGAGCAACAGGAGCAGCGAAUGGGAGUGACGCAAUUUGAUUAUAUAUUUCCGAAUCGCCCACUCACUUCUAGCAGGACAAACUGAGAAAGACUUUGCCAGCCUGUGGGAAUCUAACCUUCAAGCAUUCUCACCGGCAUUGUUCAUAUUAUCUUCUUUUGAAACCAAACGCACUUUGCACUUUAGCAGUUUAUGAUUAGAAAUGUAUUUAAAAAGUGCACUAUUUUGGAUGAAAUGUUAUUUUUGUUACUUUUAAAGGCACUGAACCUUUAAAUGUGAAAAACAGAAAUUCAUUUUAAACAGUUUGCAGUGGUCCAAAGUUAUUCCGCACUUAACUUACGCAUUUAGAGCAUCCUAAUUAUUCACCGGGAUGGGUUUGUGAGCGUGCUUCACAACUUUUAGAGGCCAGCGCAGAGUUUAGCAGUCACUAACAACAACUAGCAUGCUAACACACACUUCCAGAUUAUCGUACAAUAAAAUGUUUUCUAAUUAGAUGUGGACAGAACGCAGCGGGCUUAUUUUGACAUUAAGAGCUGCUUAUGUAAUGCACUGUACUGGGGCAAGACACAUUUUUCUGUACAAAAAAAAAAAAUUGGGUACAGGCCCAGUCAGUAUUUUAAACAAUGGGCACACUCCAGACCAAGCCCAGACUGUACGAGAUCUUUGGUGCGUCACACUACAAACAAACUAAAGGAGCAUGCUACAACCUGAACAGUUUUUUAAUCCACAUAUAAUCAAGCUCUACUGAAUGAUUUUAGACACUCGAGAUUUCAUCGUUUAACUAAGUUACAGAUAAUGUAGAUAACUUAGAUUUAUUUUGCAUAGCGUUUUCUCUGCAAAUAGUUGAUAUAGAAGCAGACAGACUCAGUUUUUUUGUGUCCAAUCAGACACAUCGUUACAAAGACUCACGGAAAACCAACUGCCUGAUUAUCACAGACACUCGAUUCUCUGUCGUGGUGCGUUUUAAAAGUCCUAUAUUACACAAAAGUGAUUCUUGUGAGCUUAAAGUCAUGUUAGAAUGUUGUUCCCUCAUCAAAAGCACGCAUGAAGUUGUGUGUAUUGUUUCAUUCACAUGUCUGAGUAACCCUUUAGUAUUAGUCCGUCUACAACAUGGAACUUCCCAAUGCUCUGUUCCACCUUGUGAUGUCAUGAAGCAGUGAUUUUAAAGUAAACAACUCCCUUUUACAGUAUCGAAAUGAUUCUAGUGAAGAUGUAUGGAGUUUAAAAACGCAGUGGAGCGCUUCCUAUAUUACCACAUGACAUCACAAGGUGGAACAAAGUAUUUUCAGAUUAAGAGAGAGAGAGAGAAGAGAGAACUCAGCCUGAAUAUACAGUGUGCCCCAUUGCGCAGUAAAUCUAGUUCUGUUUACUUUACUUUUGGGUUGGUCUUGUUCACAUACACCGCAAAACAUUCACUCCAAAUACCAUGAGGCACGUGGGAGUCCUUCAGCUGAUCAAAGAACUUAUUUCUAUGACAACGCGCUUUGAGUGGACAGAUCCCUGUGAAUACUCCCCCUAUACGCUGUGCUAAAACAUGUAAGAAUGAAACAAAACACAACCCCGUGGAAGGUUUUGAUGAGGAAACAUUAUAAAAUAGGUCAGAAAAUGGAGAAAUAUGGGCCGUUUAAAGAGGCAGAGAUUGGAGAACUAUAAGGAAACAACUGCAUGACACUAUCCCAGUUUUCGUGUCAUGGUGCAAUAUCACAGCGGUAGAAAGAACUAAGUGGCCGGGGCUAAAAGUUCAAACUAAAACAUGUUCCCAACUCAUCACUUGAAAUCAGGAACAGACCUUUUAAAAUUUUGUACAGUCUAUUUUUUUUUAAGUGCACUAUGUAACUUGUCUAGUGGAGGGUCUGCCAUUGUUUGAGUCAAUGAAGAUGUUAUUGCUUUGCCUGGAGUGUUCCUCAGUGUGGCAUUAACAUAUCAUAUAUUAAUGCACAUCAUCACUGAGACAAGCAGCUAAUACCUCUGGGCCAAGUUACAGGUCAGAUCUGUGAAGAGACAAGCCCGCCCAUAGUAAAAAUGCAUGUUUUUCAAGUUGUUUUGCUAUAAAUUUGAAGAAAAAAAAAAAGCUACAUAGUUUUAACACCAUACAGUAGAACUUUACACCGUGUGCCUUUAAGAGAGAUAAUUGUAAAAAUGUAGCAUGAUACUUUAGUCUUUAUUGAAAAGACUGUUAGGAGAUUGGAAUGAAGCCUAUUUUGUCUAUUUGCUAAUAUUUAAUGUCAAUUUAAUGAUACAUUUUACAGAAGAACAUUUGUAUGCGCAAACUGUCAUCGACUCACUAAUGCACUUUCAUUUUGACCCACCCUGCCGUAAACAUUGCUUUGUUUUUUCGUUUAUAAGUUUACUUCCUGGUGGGACACGGGCAGCAGAUAUAAAUAUGUUUAGGUAAUUCCAUAACUGUUACCUAGCAACUAUAAUGUAAACAAGGGCCAUGUUAGUUAUGAUCAGACUAAUACAAAUAAGUUAUAACACCUUUAUGUAGUUAAAUUAAGGAUUAAACUGCCAGAAAAUGCCUUGCUUUUGUAAAAAUUGUCCCUGCAUUUUGUAAAACUAUUGUAAAUGUUUACUGCAGAUCCUAUCCAGCCAAACAAAGUCAGAAUUAGAAGAACAUGAAAAUCUGUCAUAUGCACUUUAACUAGCUACAUGUUGUUUUAAUCUCUUGCAUAACAACUGCUUUCCAACAAUACGGACCAGAUUUGCCUCAUUGAGCCACAGCCAACUGACUACAGUUUGUGUAUUUCAUAUUUAUUGGACUGAAAGUUGUGCUGCUAUGGGAAAAUGUGUUGAAGGGCUGUGAAUGAUGUGAACUGUGUGUGGGAUCGUGGGAUUGUAAAUAUAAAAGUGAGAUUGCAUUUUAAGUGCUUGUCAGUGAGAUGUGAUAUAUUAUGAAAAAGAACAAUAAUAAUAAACACUAUACAAAUGUG